Molecule: messenger RNA, 3530 nt
Organism: Lycium barbarum (goji berry)
Lineage: Eukaryota; Viridiplantae; Streptophyta; Magnoliopsida; Solanales; Solanaceae
Product: dehydration-responsive element-binding protein 3-like
Exons: 1
Coding region: 543-1100 (185 amino acids)
Biological process (GO): regulation of DNA-templated transcription
Molecular function (GO): DNA-binding transcription factor activity; DNA binding
Source: RefSeq, a predicted model, not a curated record
GAGCUUGUUCAGAAUUUAUAAUGAUGAAGCCUAUUUCUCCUCUCUUCGCUCUCUAUAAGAAAAACACACUCCUCUCCAAUUCCUUAUCUCCCUCCCCCUCCAACGGCACUUCGUUGUUUUGUCCUUUCCUUUCAUCCUCAUUUUCCUCUUGCUUCUAAAAAGCAGAAAUUCACACAAUUUCACACUGAUUUUUUUUCUCCUCUGUUUGCAGAAAGGCAUUCCUCACUCUCCUUUGGUCAUCAUUCCAUUACAACAAAUCAACAACAAUAUACGCGGUGUAAUCCUACAAGUGGAGUCUGAGGAAGAUAGAAUGUUCUCAGACCUUAUCUUUAUCUUUGUAGAGUAGAGAGAUUGUUACUUGUAGACCCUCGACACAGCAAAUCAUUACCAAAAACAGGCUACAACAACAACAUAUCCAGUAUAAUCUCACCAUGUGACGUCUGGGUAAAGUAGAGUGUACCCUUAUCUUCACAAGAUACGAAGGUUAUUUCCGAUAGACCCUCGGCUCAAAACAAGGCUAAAAAGCAGAAAAUAUUAAUUGAAUGACGAAGCGAGUAAGACAGAGUGCUAAUGCUGGGAAUAAACACCCAAUAUACAGAGGAGUUCGUAUGCGAAGUUGGGGCAAAUGGGUGUCUGAAAUACGUGAACCACGUAAAAAGUCACGCAUUUGGCUCGGAACUUAUCCCACACCAGAAAUGGCAGCUAGAGCACACGAUGUUGCCGCGUUAAGUAUUAAAAAGAACUCAUCUAUAUUAAAUUUCCCUCAUCUAGUUAACUCAUUGCCUCGACCAAUUUCACUGUCACCAAGAGAUGUACAAGCUGCUGCAGCUAAAGCAGCUGCAAUGGAAGAACCAACUUCAAAUUCUUCGUCUUCUCUUAGUUCAAUUGAUAAAAUAACAUCAGGGUCGGAUGAGUUGGGUGAAAUUAUAGAGCUUCCUAGCUUGGAGGGAAUUAGUUUUGACUUGGACGAGUCGAAGAGCGAGUUGAAGUUGAGUGACUCAGUUGAUACGUGGCUAUAUCGACCGUGGUGGUCAACAGAUAACGACUUUGCUGGGUAUUUUCUUGAACAAGAUGCCGUUUGGAGAGAGUUUAAUUCUUAGCAGCUUUGAGAUGCUGAAAUAAGAAAGAGUGGUGUAAGCCUUUUUUUUUUUUUCAUGAACUAGUCAUCUGUGUUUAUGUAGAUAAGAUAAGAGAUAAAGUAUCAAAAUCACAUCUCAAGUAUCGCUUCUUUUUUAGUUUCCGACAUGAAGUAUCAGGUGUGAGAAUUUUCAACCUAAACUAUCACCAACUAGUUAGUGAUAGUUUAAGUUAAAAACUUCUGGACAUAAUACUUCAAGUAGGAAACUAAAAAAAAAAAUAAAAAAAUACUUAAGGUUUGUUUUUUACUCUUAAUUCAUAUUAUAAGAUGUAUGGAGUAAUAUAUACAGUACUUAAAAUAGAAGUGUACUUUUUAUAGCACAUUCCUGAACAUAUAUACUUUUGCAGUCUACUUAAUUAACCUACAGCAAGGCAGCAAGUGUAGGGCAUUCUUCAGUUAGCAUGCAAACAUCUCAAGACUUGCGAGCGAUUGUACCCAAUAGCUUUGAAAGACACAGAGUAAUUAAUUUAGAGUAAAUAACAACGACAAAAAAUGAUACAUUCAAUAUAAUUUUACAAGUGGAGUUUGAGAAUGAUAGGAUAUAUACAGACCUCACCCCAGAAGAGAAAUUUUCCAAGUAAGAUUGCAGGAAAAAUAUGACAACAAGAUAGAGUUUAUAUAUAGUAAAUAACCUUAAAAUUAAUUAAAUAUUUUUUUUUCUUUUUUACUUUUAAUCUUCUAUAUUCAUUAGGUAGUAAAUGAUUUUUUUUUUUAAAUGGUACAUAAAUUUAGAGUAAAUAACCAGCUUAAAAGUAAUUAAAACCUUUGAAAUAUAAGGUUAUUAAAUUGUUAGAGAGGAUGUAAUGCACGUAUAGAUUUAAGCUAUAUACACUGACAGUGUAAUGUGACGUGUUAUAAGACAAAUAAGUAUUUUGUGACUCACACUGAUGUUGUGAGGUUUCUUUUUGUCUCAUAAAAAGUGAACCCAAAAUUUGUGGAUCCAAAGCUGGAACACAACAAAUGUUAGUUGUGUGAAGGGUUGUUACAUUAUCAGUGCAUAACAUUUAAAGUCAACAUGUAAUAAUCGACUGAUCUUGUAAUGAAGGGCCAUUCAAUUGUAUUUGCACUCAAAAGUCAAAACUUGUGUUAAAGAAAAUGGGUAGGGGUCGGGGUUGAUAGGAAAAAAUAUCAAGUAGAGUAAAUACUCUGCAUUAUCUCAAGUAAAAGGGUAUUCAAGAAUUGAAAUCUUCAAAACUAGUACUAUAGGUUAACCUGUCAUUUUCGUCGUCUAUCUUCAUUAUCUUGUUCUUUUUCUAAAGACACUGGCCAAACUCAUUUGGAUGACCAUUUUAUUUUAUUUUACUCUUUUAUGGUGAACUUUUUAAAAUAGCUUGCGUUUCUGGUUUUAUGUUAAAGAAGAAUUAUUCGUUGGUUUUGUUAACUGAAAGAGAUUUUACAGGCACAAAAAGGGAAUUAUUUGCUCAAAUAUCCCUUUAUAGGCUCUAAUAUUUUUUCAUAAAAUUUGCAAUUUACUUCUAGGCCAUAGUCUAAAAAGUUCAUUAAAAAAAAAUAUAUAUAUAUUUACUAAAUGUAUAAUUAUCCCAAAAAGGGAUGAGUGGUGAAAAUUUCUCUACCGAAAGUCUAAGUGGGCAAUCAUUGAUUCGGCGUGCACCUUUCAGCCUUAAAGGUUUACCCUAUCAAUUUUCAGCCACGUUCUGCAUUCAUCCUUAGGUUCGUCUUCAACAUGUUUUUAACUCUUCUAUUUAGUUGUUUUCAUGCCGCCUCCUUGCGAGACAAUCCCCCCUGCCCCUGCCCCUGCCCCCUCCCCCUCCUUUUCAAAGUUAGACACCACGCAUUAUCACCUCCGUGAGCCUAUGUUGCUUAGUCGUCUCUUCAAAAAUAUUGAUGGGUGCGUGUCGGAUCUGUAUACGGUGAAAAUCGGAUAUGAGCCAAAACGGUGAUAAGGUAAAUUGGUGAUGGAAAAGGAGCGAGAACAUACCGGAUCUGUUCAGUCCUACCCGGAGAAGGCAUCUGUACCGGGGCUAAACGAGUCUGUCUUCUCCGUCAUCGAAACGGCCAAGUCUGCUGAUCCGAGCGUCUGUGGCCAUUGCCCCGAAUGGUCGUUUGACCGAAUAUCCGUUUGACCGGGUGGCCGUUGGACCGGGUGCUGUUGGUCCGCGUAACCGUCGCCCGCGGGCCCCGCACCAGUGGCGUGCUGUCAUAGUCAACUACCUACCAUGCGUGUGUCAGACGGCGCCAUCAGUCUAAUCCCACCAAAUCCGUGCAGGGCUGUCAUUGUCAUGAUUAUUUAUUUUUUCUCCACUUGUAUGAGAUCCAGAAGGUGGCACUAUAAAUAGGGCAUGUCCUCCUUCCUUAGGGAGGUUGGUUCCCACAUUUCUCCAAGAACACUUGUAAUAGAAUAGCUCAUAUAUACAAUCUUUCCUUCAAUUUC